AUGCAGAGAUCGAUUUCGAGUAUAAUUUCAUCCAAGGCGGAGAGAAUUGUUCGCCGGAAUCUUCAGGGGAAAGGUAAUCCUAGAACCGCCGCUCCUUCUUCCUUUAAUAUUAUUUUCUCCGGACGACGAGCUUUCGCUAGUAGAAGUGGUGAUUAUAGAGAGAAAUUGAGUAGAAAUGCGCUGAGUGAUAUCAAGGUAGAUGAUGCUAUUGGUCUAUUCAGUGAGAUGGUACACUCUCGUCCACGCCCUUCCAUUGUUGAUUUCAAUAGAUUGUUGAGUGCCAUUGCAAAGAUGAACAAGUUUGAUCUUGUCAUCUCCUUGGGGGAGAAGAUGCAGAAUCUGGGAAUAAACAAGUUUGAUCUCUAUACCUACAGUAUUCUCAUAAACUGUUUCUGCCGGCGGUCUCAGCUCUCUCUUGCUUUAGCUAUUUUGGGGAAGAUGAUGAAACUCGGCUAUGAGCCUAGCAUUGUUACACUUUCUUCACUUGUCAAUGGUCUCUGUCACAGUAAGAGGAUUUCAGAGGCAGUAGCUUUGGUUGAUCAGAUGGUGGAAAUGGGAUAUCAACCCAAUACGGUGACAUUUACAACUCUGAUUCAUGGGCUUUUUCUCCACAACAAAACAUCCGAAGCUGUGGAUUUAGUUGAACGAAUGGCUGAGAAAGGCUGUCAACCGGACCUAGUUACUUACGGUGUGGUGGUAAACGGAAUCUGUAAGAGAGGUGAUACUGAUUUGGCUUUAAGUUUGCUCAAGAAGAUGGAGACUGCGAAAAUAGAGGCUGAUGUUGUAAUCUACAACACGAUCAUCGAUUCUCUUUGCAAAUACAAACAUGUGAGUGAUGCACUCGACCUAUUCACUGAAAUGGAAACCAAAGGAAUCAAACCGGAUGUUGUUACCUGCAACUCCCUUAUAAGCUGCCUUUGUAAUUACGGAAGAUGGGAAGAUGCUGCUGGACUACUAAGCAAUAUGAUUGAGAGAAAAAUUUCUCCCAAUGUAGUUACAUUCAAUGCAUUGAUUGAUGCCUUUGCAAAAGAGGGGAAGCUUUUAGAGGCUGAGAAAUUGUAUGAGGAGAUGAUCAAAAGGUCCAUAGAUCCUGAUGUUAUCACUUUCAGUUCAUUGAUCAAUGGGUUUUGUAUGCAUGAUCGCCUAGACAAGGCUGAGCAUAUGUUUGAGUUCAUGGCUAGCAAGGAUUGCCUCCCAGGUGUAGUGACAUAUAAUACUCUUAUAAAGGGAUUUUGCAAGUGUAAAAGGGUAAAGGAUGGUAUGCAACUCUUCCACGGGAUGUCUCAAAGGGGAUUGGUUGCCAACACAGUCACUUACAACACACUUAUCCAAGGGUUUUUUCAAGCUGAUGAUUGUGAUAAUGCCCAAAUGGUAUUCCAACAGAUGGGUUCUGAUGGUGUGCCUCCCAAUAUCAUGACAUACACCAUUUUGCUAGGUGGACUUUGUGAUCAUGGGAUGGUAGAGAAAGCAUUGGUGGUAUUCGAGUAUAUGAAAAAGAAUGGAAUAGAACUUCAUAUCAUCACAUACAAUAUUAUGAUUGAUGGGAUGUGCAAGGCUGGUAAGGUGGGAGAAGCGUGGGAUUUAUUUUGCAGCCUUAGCCUUAAAGGAUUGAAGCCUGAUGUUGUAAGCUACACUACAAUGAUCUCAGGGUUCUGUGGGAAACGGUUACUGCACAAAGGGGAUGCCUUGUUCAGAAAAAUGAAAGAAGAUGGGAUUCUCCCAAAUGACUGUACCUAUAAUACGCUGAUCAGGGCACAUCUUAGGAAUGGUGACAAAGCCGCAUCAGCAGAACUCAUCAAAGAAAUGAGGAGUUGCGGGUUUGUUGGAGAUGCUUCAACCUUUGGCUUGGUGACUAAUAUGUUACAUGAUGGGAGAUUGGACAAAAGCUUCCUUGAUAUGCUUUCUUAA
Molecule: messenger RNA, 1908 nt
Organism: Camelina sativa (false flax)
Lineage: Eukaryota; Viridiplantae; Streptophyta; Magnoliopsida; Brassicales; Brassicaceae
Product: pentatricopeptide repeat-containing protein At1g63150-like
Molecular function (GO): protein binding
Source: RefSeq, a predicted model, not a curated record